This is a messenger RNA of Ricinus communis (castor bean), 1396 nucleotides long. Its product is annotated as putative clathrin assembly protein At4g40080. Gene Ontology annotation, cellular component: clathrin-coated vesicle; clathrin-coated pit. The record is from RefSeq and is a predicted model, not a curated record. Gene Ontology annotation, molecular function: SNARE binding; 1-phosphatidylinositol binding; phosphatidylinositol-4,5-bisphosphate binding. NCBI's taxonomy places the organism in Eukaryota, Viridiplantae, Streptophyta, Magnoliopsida, Malpighiales, Euphorbiaceae. Gene Ontology annotation, biological process: vesicle budding from membrane; clathrin coat assembly; clathrin-dependent endocytosis. The transcript has 2 exons. The coding region runs from base 173 to 1234 and encodes 353 amino acids.
CACAUGGCCAUACAAUUCGAUAAGGUAAAACAUAACAUAAUUAACCCCCAGCCUCCUCUCCUCUCUACUAGUACUACAUCCUUUCUCUCUAUUCUACGUUCUUAUCAUCCUGUCUUGUUUCAAUCUCAUCUUCUUUUUCCUUUCUGAUCUCUAUAAUUAAGCUUUUUUCCUCAUGAAACUCACAAUAAAUCUUAGAGACCUAAUAGGCAUAAUCAAAGACAAAGCCUCUCAAAGCAAAGCUGCUGUAAUCCGUAAACCGAAAACCUUUUCUCUCCACUUAGCCCUCCUCAGAGCCACAACCCAUGAUCCCUUUACACCUCCAAAUUCAAAGCACAUCACCACUGUGCUCUCUUAUGGUCAUAGCUCACGCGCCACCGCCGCGUCCGCCAUUGAAGCCCUUAUGGACCGCCUUCAGUCUACCCAUGAUUCCUCAGUGGCUGUCAAGUGCCUUAUUAUCGUCCAUCACAUUAUAAAGCAUGGUAGUUUUAUCCUUCAAGACCAGCUUUCUGUGUAUCCUUCUACAGGUGGUAGAAACUACCUCAAACUUUCAAGCUUUAGAGAUAACACCACUCCCUUAACAUGGGAAUUAUCUUCUUGGGUUAGAUGGUAUGCUCGAUACCUUGAACAUCUCUUAUCAACAUCCAGAGUUCUCGGUUUUUUUCUCUGUUCAACCUCAGGCACAGCAGAGAAAGAUAAAGAAGAAGAGAAAGUAUCAGCACUUACAAACUCUGAUCUACUCAAAGAGAUCGAUUCUUUAUCCAACUUAAUAGAAGAAAUAAGCAAAAGACCCGAUUCUUUGCAUUUAAAAGAUAAUGGAUUAGUGGACCAGAUCAUAAGUUUGGUGGACGAAGAUUACUUGUCAUCAAUAAAUGAAACAGCUGCUAGAGUCGACGAGUUUGACCAAAGACUGAGUUGCUUGAGUUUUGGUGACUCGGUUGAGUUAGGAUGUGUAUUGAAAAGAUUAGAAGCUUGCAAAGACAAGGUUCUAGCAAUAUCUACAAGGAAGAAAGCACUGGUUGAGAGUUUAUGGUGUUUGAUAAGUGAAAUGAAAGAAAAGGUUGGGAAUGGCAAACAAGCAUACAGAGAGGAAGGAAGACUGCUGCUUACUAUGGGAAGAAAUGAGUCAGCUCGGUUUACAGACCGAGUUCUAAGCUAUGGAAACUCAGUUAAGUUUUCUUCUGCUAGAUUUGGAUUGAAUAAUGGGUUUGCAUUGUCAAUUGUAGAAUCAGUUUGAGUCUCCUUGUGCUGUGAACGAUUAGAGUUUUUUUUUCUUUUUCCUGGGGAGACAUCUUUUGGACAUUGUUAAAUUGAAAAGGUUAGUCCAAAUUACAUAUGAUAUUAGUUAUCCCUAAAUAUUAUCAUACCCUUUAUAUAUGCACAUAUUGAUUUGAUUUUC